CUUCCAUUGGUAUCAUUUCAGCUCUUAAGAUUUUGUUUCUGCAAAGGAGGUGAAUGGUAGAGACAAUAUCUUUCUGUUUGUUGUAUUUUCUCUUGUGAGUUUCUGAAAUAGAAAUGUUUUUGCCUUUUUUUUUUUUUACAUGCUUGAAGAAAAAUUAAGAUUGUUAUGGCAGCAGAUAAUCUACAUGGUGUGAUGCUGAUUUUACUGUAAAUGAUGUAUAGACAGAGACAUGAAACAAAAAAUGUUGGGUGCUCCUUGAUAUGUAUGAAGAGCAUCAGCUGCUUCUAAGUGGGAAAAUUAGAAGGAAAGAAAAUGGUGGAAUCAGGAUCAAAUCAAAUCUGAAAAAUGCAUGUCAUGAUAUUUCGAGGAUCAUUUUUACUGUACAGAAAAAGUUCUAUCUCAAUGAUGUUCAACUCUUCCAAAUACCAGGGUGUAUCAUCUACUGAUCAUGGUUUGAAUCUAAUUGCUAUUAUGAUCCUUGCAAUGAUUUCCAGAACAAUUAAGAAGGGUAACUAGUGAUUAACUUUUUGACCAUUAACACCUACUAUAACCUGUUCAAGCUUGUUCUACCUUUGUCACUGUUCAUAAUUCCUUCAAGAUUUGAAUUGCUAUAAUAUCUGAGUUGAUUAAUGGUCGAUGUUUUGCUACUUGGAUAUUAUUUUGGUCAAUGGUUCUUGUUACUUACUAUCAUGCUCCAUUGUAAUCCAUCAUAGGAUCCAUUACAGGGAUGAAUGUUUUAAGCUAGGAAGUGCUCAAAUAAAGGAAACAGGGCCCUGAUAACAAUAACUUGGCUUCAAAAGUGCACAAUUGGUAAAGUUACAUGGAAAGAUCAAACCAUGGGGUGCAGGUGAUUAUGAGAUAUCUUUUUCAUUAUGAAAUAUUGUGAGUACAAUUGAUAUGACAUCCCUACAACUGAUGAUAUGAGUCAUGAUUCACAUGAUCAGAUGCCGACUCCACUUGGGAGGUCUAAUGUGAUUCACAUGGUUUCUUUUCUAGUAGGUGGACUCCCAGAAUGCCCAUCCCCUUGCAUUUCAAUCAUACCCUCGAUCUCAUCUCAUAUUUCAACUGUUCCUUCAUAUAAGCCCCACAUAUUACACUGAAAAAUAGUAGAUGUGAUAGAUAGGACUGACAAGAAUAACAGUUAAGAAAGUCUUAGGUAACUUGCAGAUGAAAGAUGGGAGAUGUGAGCUGUAAUUGUUAGGACUGACACAGAUAGUAUGGUCAAGCAUGUCAAUUUGACAUGAGAGAAAUGGCUCUCAGACCCUUCACAAGUUGCUUUUUCUUUGACAGAUUAAUUUUAAGAAUGUUUCAGCAUGUGAUCCAACAUCUAAUCCUUCGGUAGUCAGAUAUAGGAGAAGUAGACGACAAAAGAUGGAGGGAAAUCUAAAGCUGAAUUGACAUCUAAAGAAGCAAUGGUAUCCUGUGAGCCUCCUCCAAGGACCUCCAAACUUGUCACCAUGGAUGUGGAGAGUGUUCUUCACAUGAAAGAAGGGCUGGAUGAGGCCAGUUAUGCUCAAAAUUGUUCCCUACAGAAGAAGAGUAUGGAUGCCAUGAAGCAUAUCAUAGUGGAGUCAGCGGUAGAUGCUUACGCUUCAGAGAUGCCAGAAAGCUUCACUUUUGUUGAUCUUGGAUGCUCGUCGGGGAGUAAUGCCCUGCCUCUAAUCGGAGAUAUCAUCGAAGCCAUUCAUGUGAUGGCACGACGGUCAGCGAAGCCAGCACCAGAAUUCAUGGUGUUCCUCAAUGAUCUUCCAUCCAAUGACUUCAAUUCUAUGUUUCUGAGCCUUCCAUUGUUCAUUAAGAAGCUCAAAGAAGGCAUCGAGUUGCAUGGAGGCAUGGCUCCAUCUGUAUACUUUUCAGCAACUCCUGGUUCAUUCUAUGGCAGGCUGUUUCCAAGAGACAGUCUCAGUUUCAUCUACUCAUGCUAUAGCUUGCACUGGCUUUCCCAGGUUCCUCCAGGGCUUGUUGACAUCAAUGGCAGGCCAAUUAACAAGGGGAAGAUGUACAUAUCUAACACAAGCCCCCCUGUUGUUGCAUUAGCUUACUUUGAGCAGUUUCAGAAAGAAUUCAGCCUCUUUCUCAGAUCAAGAUCCGAAGAGUUACAUCUCGGUGGGCGAAUGGUUGUCGCGAUGUUAGGAAGAACAACUGAUGAUCACAGUGAUAAGAGCACAAGAGUCUUGUGGGAAGUGUUAGACCAGUCUUUUGCCAUUAUGAUCUCACAAGAAAUGAUUGAUGAAGAGAAGGUUGAUACAUACAAUGUGCCAUUUUAUGCUCCGUCGGCGAGGGAGAUUGAAGAUGAAGUGCACAGAGAAGGGUCUUUUACGAUCGAUUACAUACAAACUCAUGAGCUGAGCACAAGCACUGGAGAUCCUCUAAAGGAUGCCAGAAUCACAUCAAUGGCCAUUAGAGCCAUACAAGAAUCAAUGAUCAGCCACCACUUUGGCGAAGCAAUUAUCGAUACCUUGUUCCAUGUUUAUGGAGGACUGCUCAGUCAACUAAUGCUUAAAGAAGAAAUAAAAAGUUCUCACCUACUAAUUGUUCUAAGAAAGACACAAUGAGUGAAGAAAAAUCAAUCAUCAGCACAUAAAGUUACUAUAAAGUCAACUUUUUAUCUACAGGUCUUCAUUGUAUUCAGAUUGUAGAUGUACGAUUUACCAGUACA
Molecule: messenger RNA, 2659 nt
Organism: Musa acuminata AAA Group (dessert banana)
Lineage: Eukaryota; Viridiplantae; Streptophyta; Magnoliopsida; Zingiberales; Musaceae
Product: probable methyltransferase TCM_000336
Exons: 5
Coding region: 1413-2555 (380 amino acids)
Biological process (GO): methylation
Molecular function (GO): S-adenosylmethionine-dependent methyltransferase activity
Source: RefSeq, a predicted model, not a curated record